AUGGCCGACACAAUGGCCGACACAGCAGAACAAGUCGAGACGGCGCCGGUCGCUGAACAGGAGGGCCAGGAUAUGGCAUUGGCCACAACGAAUACCGAAGUCGCGGCGCCAACUGGAAAGAAGGUUGUCAAAAAGAUCAUUCGCAAGAAGAAGCGACCUGCGCGAGCCCAAGUCGACCCCGAUUUCAUCACAUCAGAGCCUCCUCCUCAGACGGGUACAAUUUUCAAUAUCUGGUACAACAAGUGGUCUGGAGGCGACCGAGAAGACAAGUAUCUGUCCAAGACCAAGGCCAAGGGCCGUUGCAAUGUUGUUAAGGACAGCGGAUACACCAAGGCGGACGCGCUCCCUGGAAGCUACUUCUGCUUGCGCUUCGCACGUGGAAUCUGCCCCAACGGCCAGGAUUGCGAAUUCCUUCACAGGCUGCCCGGAACCUACGAUCACUUUAAUCCCAACGUCGACUGUUUUGGACGCGACAAGUUUUCUGAUUACCGAGAUGAUAUGGGUGGUGUGGGAAGUUUCAUGAGGCAAAAUAGAACAGUCUACGUCGGAAGGAUUCACGUUACCGAUGAUAUUGAAGAGAUUGUUGCGCGACACUUUGCAGAAUGGGGCCCAGUCGAGCGCAUUCGUGUUCUUAACACCAGAGGUGUCGGUUUCGUCACAUAUGUCAACCAGGCCAACGCCGAAUUCGCCAAAGAGGCCAUGUCGCAUCAGUCGCUCGACCAUGACGAAGUACUCAAUGUUCGCUGGGCAACCGCCGAUCCCAACCCCAUGGCGCAAGCGCGAGAGGCGCGCAACAUUGAAGAGCAAGCUGCCGAUGCUAUUCGCAGAGCCCUUCCCGCAGAGUUCGUCGCCGAGAUCGAAGGCCGCGACCCCGAGGCUAGAAAGAGAAGGAAGAUCGAAAGUAGCUAUGGUCUUGAAGGAUACGAGGCGCCGGAUGAAGUUCACUUUGCUCGAGGAGCCCAAUCAGUAAACCCCUUGGGCCGACAAGGCUUCGGUGUGGAAUACCAGGAACGGCCAAUGAUCGAGAACGGCGAGUCCAGCGAGACACCGGCCCAGGUGGAAGAGCAACAACCGUACCAAGAGCCCCAGCAAGAGGCCGGUGGUAUUUUCUCAGGUAGCACUCUUGCUGCUCUUAAUAAGGCCAAGAUAUCAGUGGCCUCGAAACCCAAGGCCGCAGCUUCAGCGGGACCUCUAGUGGCAUACGGCAGCGACAGCGACAGCGAUGAUGAAUAG
Molecule: messenger RNA, 1233 nt
Organism: Fusarium sp. VM40
Lineage: Eukaryota; Fungi; Ascomycota; Sordariomycetes; Hypocreales; Nectriaceae
Source: the annotation of a GenBank genome assembly